Molecule: messenger RNA, 2796 nt
Organism: Trichomonas vaginalis G3
Lineage: Eukaryota; Parabasalia; Trichomonadida; Trichomonadidae
Product: CNH domain containing family
Exons: 1
Coding region: 1-2796 (931 amino acids)
Biological process (GO): endosomal vesicle fusion; autophagy; vesicle-mediated transport
Cellular component (GO): cytoplasm; membrane
Source: RefSeq, a predicted model, not a curated record
AUGACGCAGGAACAGGGAUUUGACAAGAUCAAUACUCUUUGUUCCCCACUAUCAUCAGAUAUCCUUUGUACAACACAUACCGAAUCUUUUAUUUAUUUUGCAACAAAAGCUCCAACAAUUUGCAAAUACGUAAUUGAUAACAGAUCUAAAGGCGAAAUUUCCGAACUUCAAUUCACAUGGAGUACUCCAAAGGCAAUGCAAACUAUCAAGAUCGGAGAUAGAUAUAUUUUGCUUGUUUUAGCAGGCAAAAGUGUUUAUUAUCUCCCUGAAGAUAAAUGGCCAGGUAAAUUCCUUGAAACACCAAUUACAAAUGCAUUAUUUAUAGCUCCGUCCGAUAACCACGAGGAGUUAGUAGUCGUAGAACCAAAGGAAAUUGGAAUUUACAGAUUCUCUAACAACAAUCUCGAAAAGAUGAGAUCAAUGCCACAUAAAUUCAGACCUCUCGAUCUUGCCGUAGGAAUUUCGCAUUUUGUUAUUGUUGAGAAAGGAGCUUAUCAUAAAUUCGAUUUUCAGUUCAAGAAAUACGAAAGCCAAAACAUGCAAAUAAAGUCAAUCAGAUCUAUCAAGGGAAAGAACAACUUUGCAGUGUCAUAUCAAAACACUGUAACUUUAUUAUUCCCAGAUAAAGAAAUUGAUCCAAGCAAUCUUAAUUUCACCGACGAAAUCGUAUACCUUGAAAUUAUACCUCCUUACAUCUUCGUUCUGACCUACAAAGCUCUAAUAAUCAAAUCUACAAUCGGAACCAUUUGCGAAGAGUAUCCAAUACCCUUCAAACUCAAAUACCCAUGCGUAGAAAUCAUGCCAAACUUCAACGUUGUCAUUACAAACAAAAAUAAUACUUAUAUUUCCAGAUACAACACGAAUGGCCCAGACAGACACAUAUUCCAUCUUAUCUAUACCAACAAUACCAAACAGUGGGAAAACGCGAUCACUUUUUGUCGAAUAAUCAAAUAUCCAGAUUUCAGGAACGACCAAAAGCUUUCGGACAUUUAUCUACAGUAUUCCGAGAACUUAGUAAGUGCGCAACGCUACUCCGAUGCUUUCGAGAAGUUCCAGAUGAGUAUGAAACAUCCAUUUGCAAUUCUUAAACGUUUUACAACUUUUGCGACACAAGACCUUAAGAAAGCAACAAUGGAUGAUAUCCAGAAGACAAAAGACGCAUAUACGAAAGUCCUUGAUACCCUGAAAGACCUUCCAGACACUUCCAGAAUCAAUCCAGAAAAAGUUUACGACGCAAUUAAAGAAUUGAAUCAAAUCACUCAAAGCGAUGAAGAAAUCCCCGACGCGUCGAAGAUCUACAUGAAAUACGAGGACUACGCACGCGAGGCUAAACAAGGAAUACAAAGUCUCGACGAGGUGAAGAAAAACGCCGAUGAUUUGUUGACAUCAAGAUUUUUGUCAAAACCGCUUGGAAAAGAUCAAGAAGCAAUUAUGCCAUUACAACAAUACUUGAAGAACAUUCUUAAGAACGAGACAAAUUCCACAUGCAAGAAGAUCUAUAAUACAAUGUUAUUCCAAUGCUAUGCACGCACUGCACAACAAUUUGAGUUAUCUAAAGAGAUUAAAAACAAUCCACCGAUUUUCUUUACGAUUGUUAAAGAUACAUUUAUUAAUCUCCAACAACAAGAUGCUCUUAUUGAUUUGUGCGAGUUACAUGGCCAGCAUGACAUUGCAAUUCGCUUCAUUUUGGGCCAACACAACAUUGACAGAGCGAUUUCUUAUUUGAGGAAUUCAAAGGAUUGUUUGACACAAGGAAAAAUCUUUUUCGACGAAAUCCUCAAAGAACUGACUACACAAGUAUUGGAUACAACAAGUGUUAGAUCUAAAACAGAAAAGAGUGUUUAUCCAAUACAAUACAUCGACUCAAGACUGAACAAAGCAAGCGAAAUCUUUUGUUCUCCAACUUUGAUGUCAACAGACAUUGACACUGUUGUUCAUUUCUUGCAGAAGAACGACAAAGUUGAUGAAGAACUGAGGAAUAACUUGUUGGCUCAUUUCCUCGAAUUCGCAAUUUACGACAGAGGUUUGUUACAAAAGUCGAUUGCGAAAUUAUUAGUUGAUGUUUAUUUGAAUUUGUUGAAAGAGAAAUCUAAAUUUGGAUCAAGCAAAUCAUUGAUUUCUCAAGAAAAAGAUCCGAUUAAGUCUUACAGAGAAGGACUUAAAAAGAUCUUGGAAACAAUUCCAAGCAGCGAAUUCGAUGUUGACAUCAUUACUUCAAUCGAUAACAUGUUGAUUGAAGAGAAACUCAUCGCUUACAGAAAGAUCAAAUCAAUUGAACACGCGUUGGAUUUGAUCACGAAAUCAGAAAAGAGAUUCACAAAAGGAGAAGAAAGAUUGGAGUAUGGUUUGUAUCUCUUGGAUUGCUACUACGACAAAGAAAAUCCAAGUACAAUGGAGAUAUACAACAAGUAUUUGUUCGAAAUGAGAAACACAGAAGAAAUGAAGGAUUACGUAGCAGAAUUCGUCAAUAAAUGCGCAGAUCGAAUCAAACCUGAUGCUGCUAUCGAUUUCAUCGACUUGAAUACUUCUAUUUCUGAUAUCUCUGAGUUCUUGAAAUACAUAACAACAUCCGAUUUGAACACAUCAAGAUUGGCUCAGCUAAAGAAUGGUUUACUUGAUACAGUAAAAAGAGAAAAAGAACAACAGUUGAAGUACUUGAAAGGUGGUUUCAUCGAGGUUGGAACAAAUACAAAGUGCGCAAUCUGUGGAAAACCAAUCAAUGACUCCGUGUUCUAUGUAAUGAAAGAUAACUUUGUAACUCAUGCUUAUUGCAGACCUAAUUCUGAUAAGAAAUGA